Molecule: messenger RNA, 1513 nt
Organism: Suillus subaureus
Lineage: Eukaryota; Fungi; Basidiomycota; Agaricomycetes; Boletales; Suillaceae
Exons: 1
Coding region: 45-1415 (456 amino acids)
Source: RefSeq, a predicted model, not a curated record
CAUGACGCUCGGCUGUAUUGCGGAGGUCGUUUAACAGCAACAUCAUGGAUAUCAUCACUAGUUACAAGCCCACCUUUUCUGUACCAAUCAACCAGUCAAAAUUCAAUCUCAAUACAUCUAACGUUGCUGGAUUCUUUGGUGGCGAUGAAGCGAUCGCAGCGAUGACCACUGUUCAUCUCUAUCGUGGGAGGCGCUGGCUAGGCUGGUAUAAUUCACCAGGAAGUUAUACUGUCGCCAAAAAGUUCGGGCGGCUCGCGAACUCAAGAUUCUGGGAUGGUCUUUUCCCUGGCCCAAAUCUCACGCCCGCUGAGGUAUUUGGGCUAGAUGGAAAACCUGGCCCUCGUUAUUGGGGUGUCUUCUCGGGCACAGAGAUGACCACCGGUCACCUGGCGUACCUCAUGGUACAGAAGACCAAAGAAAUUCAGCCAGAGGCGGAAGUGGAAGGCAGGGAGACUACGCCUCUGUCCGUCACCAUUGUUGAUGUCGGAGACGGAGUGGUAAAGCACUUGGACCGGGCGCCUAUGAUGAGCACCCAUCAUGCUCUCUUGGCCGCUAUUCCCAUUACAAUCAGUUUGGCGACGUGCGGGAUUUCUGCUGCUUCAGGAGAUUGGCUAGCAUUCGCCCUCAUCAUGUUAGGAAUCAUUUCAAGUGGCGUAUCUUGCCUUGUCAUGGGUACUGCUCAACUCGAAUUUGCUUCCGUCAAGGAAGCCGCUCCGGGCGUGCCGCCUGCAGACGGGUUGCUACUCAUGCGAACCGAUGUAGUCAUCCUCAGAGGCGCAGAGAAAGACAUCGAUCCAAUAACCAAAGGGAAGUUUGAUCUGAAAAUGGGUGGCGGCCCAGAGUUCAGACGAAUUGGACUCUGCUCGCUUCUCCUCCUCGCGCAGUUCCUUCUCCAGCUCCUUCUCAUCCCCCAGGCAUCGACGUUCGGGCAGAUCAUGUUCAUCUCAUCAGUCGCAGCCUCAUGGGCAUACAAUUCAUUUCUCUCGUCACUGGAACAGGAGAAAAUACAAAUCGGUGUCUUGUUGAAAGCGCUUCGUGAUCCGCCUAUGUUGAAAAUUGCACUGAAAAACAGAGCUGCUCAGGCGGUUUUUGCAUGUUUGGUUCUCAGCGAUAACGUCCGGAGGCCUUCGAAUUCUGACUUCAAGCCAAAAGAGGUGUUGCAAUGUUUCAUCCCAAAUGAAACAAGAGUAUGGAAUACAUGGAGAGACAAAGUAAUGGAGGAACUGGAAAAACACGAGGAAGAAAAGUCGUUCGACCUUAGCUCUAGUGAACUGCCCGGGUUUAGAGAUGAUGAAAAGGAACUCCUGAGGUCACUGUUUCAAGAUGCCCGCAGUGCGUAUAGAGGUUACCAGAAACACAUAAACAAGAUCAGACCCAUUUAUUCUCCGCCGUUAAACGAGAAACAAUUAUCUUGACCGGACCAAUACAUUCAAGGUUGUAUUUUGUAAUACUUGUUGUAACAUAGCAUCCAUUCGUAGAAGCAAAAAUACUAGUAUAUAUAAAUAUGUGAAAU